Messenger RNA from Micropterus dolomieu (smallmouth bass), 1625 nucleotides. Its product is annotated as flavin reductase (NADPH)-like. Bases 21 to 725 code for a protein of 234 amino acids. Lineage: Eukaryota; Metazoa; Chordata; Actinopteri; Centrarchiformes; Centrarchidae. The transcript is spliced from 5 exons. The record is from RefSeq and is a predicted model, not a curated record.
ACUGGUCUUUACAUAGAAAGAUGGCAAAGUGCAGAGGUAAACCUCUGUGUGUCAAGAGUCUUAGGAUGAAGAUCGCUGUGCUGGGAGCCACUGGGCAGACUGGACAGUAUCUGGUCAACCAGGCGCUGCAGCAGGGUCACACGGUCACCGCCAUUGUCAGGAACCCGGGAAAACUCACCGUACAGCAUGACAACCUCAAGGUGGUGGAAGCUGAUAUUUUCUCAGCAGAAACUCUGGAGACUCAUUUCAAAGGACAGGAUGCGAUCAUGUCCUGCCUCGGCUUCCCAGCCUCCUUCUUUUCGGCGGUGACAGGCUACACCGCGUCCAUGAACGCUAUGAUCAGGGCCAUGCGAGAAGCCCGAGUCAACAGGAUCAUCACUAUGACCUCCUGGUACACUGACCCUAACUCUGGAACGCAGUCAUCUUAUCUCAUCCGGUUCCUCCUGCUGCCGAUCAUCCGAAGCGUUCUCACCAACAUGCAUGAGAUGGAGCAGUCUCUGCAGAAGACUGAGGACAUCAACUGGACUGUGGUUCGCCCACCUGGUCUCAAGAACCUGCCUGCCUCAGCUGAAGAGUUUCUGACCCAUGAGGGAUACUUUGUGCCCGACAGCAGCGGUCGCCCUGCAGGCAGCGCAGUGGGGAGAGGAGACGUGGCUCGCUUCAUGCUCUCCCUGCUCAACAGCAACGCCUGGAUCAAGAAGGGAGUCGCAAUGACUACCAAAUGAGAAAGAAGAGACAAAGGGUCGGUACCCUAAGUACAAAAAAACAAUAUUUACUCACCAACCUCUUAGUGGUAUCUAACCAUGCAGAUACCACCAGCUUUUCUUAAAUUUGAGAUAUUGGCCUUUGAGAUUUUUGCCUUCACCCCAAUACAAAAGAGGUAGAUGGAAGUUUUUUACACUGUACACUAGCUAAAAAAUUUUUUAUUAAUAAGUUAUUACUGCUGUAAACUACAACACUGUGUUUCCAUUACUCUGGAUUAUCCCACAGACCGCACAGUACCAGUUUUCACUGGCACUACUUUUAAUCCAAACCAGUCCCUGUGGAAACUGUUGAUUGCACGUUGAGUGCAGACAAACGAGGACAUCACUUCUAAAAAUGUUUUUUUUAAUGUUUCAAUGCUGCGACCACUACAAACAACAUCAUGAACCUCCAGGCAAAUAAAGCCAAAAAUAUCUUUAUGGUUAGACAGACUAGAGCUACAGGGGAAAAAACAUUUUUUCGGGUUAACUGGCCCUUUAACAAACUGUGCAACUGUGCCUUUUAUUUCCUGCCAUCACACGCUACUAUUGGAUAUACUGUAAUGGUAUAACUGCUUUAUAUAGCCUUAUCUGUCUUAGAUAUGUAUUUCUAUUUAUCAGAUUCUUGUUUGUAUUAGUUUGAAAACCAUCAAUGAGUGUACCAUUUUAUUAGACCGGUGUUUCUGCUGAUAGCAGUACACAAAAGAGAAAGUCAGCUGGAUUUACAACAUGUCCGUUUGCUUUUGUACUCGAAAGCUAUUAGUUGAUAUUUCAGAAUGAAUGAAGCUCUUCAUACUGUUGUGCCAUGUAUUCACAUGAGGACUUUAUAUUCAAAUAUGUGCUGUAUCAGUUCUGUUAAAUAAACACAAAAUAAUGAAACUGUGA